Messenger RNA from Papilio xuthus (Asian swallowtail), 1480 nucleotides. RefSeq names its product TATA-box binding protein associated factor 13 (gene Taf13). The record is from RefSeq and is a predicted model, not a curated record. The transcript is spliced from 4 exons. NCBI's taxonomy places the organism in Eukaryota, Metazoa, Arthropoda, Insecta, Lepidoptera, Papilionidae. Gene Ontology annotation, cellular component: transcription factor TFIID complex. Bases 164 to 556 code for a protein of 130 amino acids. Gene Ontology annotation, biological process: transcription by RNA polymerase II. Gene Ontology annotation, molecular function: protein heterodimerization activity.
CUUUAUUUUCAAUUUUCAUAUUGCAACAUUAUUCAUCAAUUGUCACGUAGAUAAAUUACGUUUGUUUUUGUUUAUUUAGCAUUGUGAUUGUGAUUAUGAAAAUUCCAGAAUAAAUAAGUGCCCCUCAUUUAUUUGUGAAGAGAAAGUACAGUAGAAUAAAAUAAUGGUCACUCCGACACCGGACACUCCUGAUCAGUUUGAUCAGUUCGAAGACGAGGAGAAUGAACAGCAGCUCGGGGCAACUGCGUCGGGCAGGAAAAGGUUGUUUAGUAAAGAACUCCGUUGUAUGAUGUAUGGAUUUGGAGACGACCAGAAUCCUUAUACGGAGAGUGUAGAUUUCUUAGAAGAUCUUGUAAUUGAAUUCAUUACGGAAACCACACAUAAAGCAAUGGAGGUGGGUAGACCAGGCAGAGUGCAAGUAGAAGAUAUAAUAUUCUUAGUCCGCAAAGACCCUAGGAAAUAUGCUAGGGUCAAAGACUUGCUUACUAUGAAUGAAGAGUUGAAGAAAGCUAGAAAGGCCUUUGAUGAAGUUAAAUAUGUUGAAGACCAACAAUAGCAUAUGUGGCCAAGCAUCCAACUCGCCUAAGACUGAUGCAAGUAACAAUUUUAAACAUUAGCUUUUGUGUUUGUAUCUUGUACUAAUUAUGAUUGUGCUUUUCUAUCAACAAUUUGUCUUACUAACCAAUGAGUGUUGUGAUAAUUAAAAAUUUUGAUGUAACAAAUAUUGUAACAAUAUUGAAUUUUAAAAUGUCUUAUAAGUUUAUGCACAAAUUGUUAAAGGCAUUUUGAGGAAAUAUUAAUUGCAGAAUUAUGUAAUCUUUUUAACUUGAACAUAAUAAAAGAUCUGUGUGGUUAGACAAAGUGCAUUCGCUAUGAAUCAAUUUCUUAACAAACUUCAAAACUGUAUGGAACUGACAAGCGACAAUCAUGAAACUUAUCGAAAGAUAUGGUCCGUUAUAUAAAUUUUUGAAGUUUGUUAUGAAAUUGCUUCGUAGGGAAUGCACUUUGUCUAACCUGGCAGGUUUUAUAUACAGCAAUUUGAAGUGUUCACUCUCCAGUAAUACCAACAUUUUUAUGUUCAAGUUAAAUUCAAUAAAAGGGUUAACAUCAUAGGUUUAUAAAAAUAUUUGCUACAUCAAUAGCGCACUUAAAUACGGUUAUUGCUAGAUGUGCACAUUUGCUAACCUUCACAAAUAUUUGGAAUAAUCUUCGAAAAUACAUGUGUGUGAUUAAUAUGAUAAAACAUAUGUUAGUCAUGUUUAUUUAUUGAAAGUUCUAAUGUGUAGUAACAAUACAAAUUAUUCAACUAUAGGACCAUUUAUUAAUUAAUACUAGGAAAAUUCAUACACUAGUUAGAAAUAAAGAAAUGUUUAUGAUAAAUAUUAGUUUUAUUUCAAGAAGAAUUUCAAACCCAUAGAAGUUUAUUUAAAAUAAUUUCUUAAUCUUGUAAAGCGAUGAUUUUGUAGAUUACUAACACACA